UAUCAUCUCGAUAUAUAAUGGUAGCUGUGUAGGUUGACCUCUCUACAUAUACCUCUCUGGCUCUCAGUCUCAUCAUCGGCUUAUAAGAAAGCGAUCAUGAAUAGAGCAGAAAAUUCAGAUUCCAUCCCAAUAGAUCUCAUUCUAGAGAUAUUCUUGAGAUUGCCUUCAAAAUCAGUAGGGAGGUUUCAUUGCGUGUCCAAGCUAUGGCGAUCCAUGCUUAGUUGUCCAUAUUUCAAAGAGUUGUACUUGACCAGGUCAUCUACUCGACCACGUCUCUUAUUUGUUGUCCACAGCGUUGGUGAGGAAGAGGAAGAGGAAGAUAAACUACACUUUUACUCGUCCUCACAGCCUCAAAUUCCUUAUGACAAGUCGUCUCUUGUAGUAGCCGCCGAUUAUCAUACGACGUUCCCUUCAGAACGUUGUAGCUAUGCAUCUGGUUUGAUAUGUUUCCGUGGAAAGGGCUGCUCAGGGGAGGAAGCAAUGACUCUGAUAUGUAAUCCUAUCACGGGACAGUAUGCGGAGUUACCUAAAGUGAUCAUGUACUUUCGGUCAACAGCUUUUUUAGGGUUUGAUCCAAUUGACAAACAAUUCAAGAUAUUGCUAGAGCAUUUUCGUUAUUCUUCUGCAACUCAUCGUCAUAUAAUUUUGACAUUAGGAGUUCCCAAACUUGGGUGGAGGAGUGACAUCUGUUGUCCAAAAUACUACUUAUAUUUGUCUGAAGGAAUAUGCAUCAGUGGAGUUAUAUACUACCUAGUUCGUGCAAGGUACUCAAAAGGAGUACAUGAAAUAGUUUGUUUUGAUGUUAGGUAUGAGGAGUUCAAGGUUAUUGAAGCACAAUGCUUUUACAAUCAUCAUCAAACUCUCCGAUUGAUAAACUAUGAGGGUAAAUUAGGUGGGAUUACUGGGAAUCUUAAUGACAGUGGUGCCAUUGAGUUGCGUAUGUGGGUUCUACAUGAUGUCGAGAAACAAGAAUGGUCGGAAUAUGUCUAUACUUUGCCUGAGAAUGAUGACAUUAAACUCCACGAUUUUACCGUUGCUGGAAUGACCACUAGAGGUGAAUUUGUUUUGUCUAUGAUCGAUACAUUUAAACCUUUUUAUGUUUUCUACUUCAAUCCCGAAAAGAACGCCCUCAGGAGUGUUGAAAUCCAAGGUUUUGGUGAGGAUGUUAGUAGCGUUGAAGUCUUUGUAGACCAUGUGGAGGAUUUCAACUUUUUAAGAAGAGAGUCUAGCUAGUUUGGCUGUUGUGAUGUUCAUGUGACUUAUCUCAUCUUCAAGUUUUGUUUUUUUUUUUUUUUGGUAAAACAUCUUCAAGUUUUGUUGUGAGCUCUUAUCAUUCUGUUUGGCUUAUUAUACAUUAUAUACUUUCUUUCGGGUUUUCAUCUCUAUGCUCUCACUUCAACUAUCAGACCCGAUAGGGCGAAUCCACUCAAUGCUUUAGUGAAAUUCUCUUUAUUCUUUAAGAUUUGACGUCUAUAUCGUCGUUCUUUUAUAUUUUUUAAAAAUAUUAACGAUUUAUUUCUUGAUAAAUACUCAAGAACCAUUAAGGAUACGAAUGGUAACAUACGGGACAACACGGUGGGAUAAGUGUGGUGCGAUUCAAAUAGUAACAAAGAUUGUAUAGAUAUAUAGGUAUACUAGGUGUUUUGCCCGCGAUGUGGGUUUAAAAUUUUUUCUAAAUUUUUGAAAAGUUCUUUGAAUACUAUACUAGUUAUAUUGUGUUUCACAAAAGAAUUCUUGCGAUCAGUUUAGUAUCAUCUAUGCAUUGUAUACUCUCGAAUAUAUAAAUAUAUAUAUUUCUGAACAAUUAAAUAUUAAAAUAUUUUAGUGGUAUAAUUUAAACUUGGGUCUCUAGUCAAAAAAAAAAACUUGUUUCCAAUUUAUGUAAAGAAUAUUAUUUUUUUGAAUGAGCAAAGAUUUAAGGAUGGUUAUUGUUUUAAGAACAUUAACUUGUUAUUUCUGAAUAAUUAAAUAUUAAAAUAUUUUAGUGGUAUAAUUUAAACU
This is a messenger RNA of Brassica napus (rape), 2001 nucleotides long. Its product is annotated as F-box protein At3g57590-like. Bases 97 to 1233 code for a protein of 378 amino acids. Gene Ontology annotation, molecular function: protein binding. The transcript has a single exon. Lineage: Eukaryota; Viridiplantae; Streptophyta; Magnoliopsida; Brassicales; Brassicaceae. The record is from RefSeq and is a predicted model, not a curated record.